Homo sapiens (human) is the source of this 2147-nucleotide messenger RNA. RefSeq names its product V-set and immunoglobulin domain containing 4 (gene VSIG4). Bases 83 to 1048 code for a protein of 321 amino acids. Gene Ontology annotation, cellular component: membrane. The transcript has 7 exons. The record is from RefSeq and is marked reviewed. Lineage: Eukaryota; Metazoa; Chordata; Mammalia; Primates; Hominidae. Gene Ontology annotation, biological process: negative regulation of macrophage activation; negative regulation of T cell proliferation; negative regulation of interleukin-2 production.
ACAGACGCUGGCGGCCACCAGAAGUUUGAGCCUCUUUGGUAGCAGGAGGCUGGAAGAAAGGACAGAAGUAGCUCUGGCUGUGAUGGGGAUCUUACUGGGCCUGCUACUCCUGGGGCACCUAACAGUGGACACUUAUGGCCGUCCCAUCCUGGAAGUGCCAGAGAGUGUAACAGGACCUUGGAAAGGGGAUGUGAAUCUUCCCUGCACCUAUGACCCCCUGCAAGGCUACACCCAAGUCUUGGUGAAGUGGCUGGUACAACGUGGCUCAGACCCUGUCACCAUCUUUCUACGUGACUCUUCUGGAGACCAUAUCCAGCAGGCAAAGUACCAGGGCCGCCUGCAUGUGAGCCACAAGGUUCCAGGAGAUGUAUCCCUCCAAUUGAGCACCCUGGAGAUGGAUGACCGGAGCCACUACACGUGUGAAGUCACCUGGCAGACUCCUGAUGGCAACCAAGUCGUGAGAGAUAAGAUUACUGAGCUCCGUGUCCAGAAACUCUCUGUCUCCAAGCCCACAGUGACAACUGGCAGCGGUUAUGGCUUCACGGUGCCCCAGGGAAUGAGGAUUAGCCUUCAAUGCCAGGCUCGGGGUUCUCCUCCCAUCAGUUAUAUUUGGUAUAAGCAACAGACUAAUAACCAGGAACCCAUCAAAGUAGCAACCCUAAGUACCUUACUCUUCAAGCCUGCGGUGAUAGCCGACUCAGGCUCCUAUUUCUGCACUGCCAAGGGCCAGGUUGGCUCUGAGCAGCACAGCGACAUUGUGAAGUUUGUGGUCAAAGACUCCUCAAAGCUACUCAAGACCAAGACUGAGGCACCUACAACCAUGACAUACCCCUUGAAAGCAACAUCUACAGUGAAGCAGUCCUGGGACUGGACCACUGACAUGGAUGGCUACCUUGGAGAGACCAGUGCUGGGCCAGGAAAGAGCCUGCCUGUCUUUGCCAUCAUCCUCAUCAUCUCCUUGUGCUGUAUGGUGGUUUUUACCAUGGCCUAUAUCAUGCUCUGUCGGAAGACAUCCCAACAAGAGCAUGUCUACGAAGCAGCCAGGUAAGAAAGUCUCUCCUCUUCCAUUUUUGACCCCGUCCCUGCCCUCAAUUUUGAUUACUGGCAGGAAAUGUGGAGGAAGGGGGGUGUGGCACAGACCCAAUCCUAAGGCCGGAGGCCUUCAGGGUCAGGACAUAGCUGCCUUCCCUCUCUCAGGCACCUUCUGAGGUUGUUUUGGCCCUCUGAACACAAAGGAUAAUUUAGAUCCAUCUGCCUUCUGCUUCCAGAAUCCCUGGGUGGUAGGAUCCUGAUAAUUAAUUGGCAAGAAUUGAGGCAGAAGGGUGGGAAACCAGGACCACAGCCCCAAGUCCCUUCUUAUGGGUGGUGGGCUCUUGGGCCAUAGGGCACAUGCCAGAGAGGCCAACGACUCUGGAGAAACCAUGAGGGUGGCCAUCUUCGCAAGUGGCUGCUCCAGUGAUGAGCCAACUUCCCAGAAUCUGGGCAACAACUACUCUGAUGAGCCCUGCAUAGGACAGGAGUACCAGAUCAUCGCCCAGAUCAAUGGCAACUACGCCCGCCUGCUGGACACAGUUCCUCUGGAUUAUGAGUUUCUGGCCACUGAGGGCAAAAGUGUCUGUUAAAAAUGCCCCAUUAGGCCAGGAUCUGCUGACAUAAUUGCCUAGUCAGUCCUUGCCUUCUGCAUGGCCUUCUUCCCUGCUACCUCUCUUCCUGGAUAGCCCAAAGUGUCCGCCUACCAACACUGGAGCCGCUGGGAGUCACUGGCUUUGCCCUGGAAUUUGCCAGAUGCAUCUCAAGUAAGCCAGCUGCUGGAUUUGGCUCUGGGCCCUUCUAGUAUCUCUGCCGGGGGCUUCUGGUACUCCUCUCUAAAUACCAGAGGGAAGAUGCCCAUAGCACUAGGACUUGGUCAUCAUGCCUACAGACACUAUUCAACUUUGGCAUCUUGCCACCAGAAGACCCGAGGGAGGCUCAGCUCUGCCAGCUCAGAGGACCAGCUAUAUCCAGGAUCAUUUCUCUUUCUUCAGGGCCAGACAGCUUUUAAUUGAAAUUGUUAUUUCACAGGCCAGGGUUCAGUUCUGCUCCUCCACUAUAAGUCUAAUGUUCUGACUCUCUCCUGGUGCUCAAUAAAUAUCUAAUCAUAACAGCAA